Dermochelys coriacea (leatherback sea turtle) is the source of this 1853-nucleotide messenger RNA. It is a transcript of the gene CHMP4B, whose product is annotated as charged multivesicular body protein 4B. Lineage: Eukaryota; Metazoa; Chordata; Testudines; Dermochelyidae. The transcript is spliced from 5 exons. Gene Ontology annotation, biological process: late endosome to vacuole transport via multivesicular body sorting pathway; vesicle budding from membrane. The record is from RefSeq and is a predicted model, not a curated record. Gene Ontology annotation, cellular component: ESCRT III complex; multivesicular body; cytoplasmic side of plasma membrane. The coding region runs from base 230 to 865 and encodes 211 amino acids.
ACGUGGCGUGGGCGGGGCGCCGCCGUUGCCGGGGUGCGGAGUGACGGCUGCGGGCGAGGCGGUGAGUCAGAGGAGGGCCGCCGCCGAGGCUGAGGUGCGGAGCGGAGCCGCCCACUGUCUUCCGCGCGGCGCCGGGCGGCUGUGGCGAGGUCUCGGCCGCGAGUCUCUCCGCCGUCCGUCUCCUUGUCCCCGCCGCGCGCUCUCCGCCUGCUCGCGGCCCGGCGCGGCCAUGUCGGGGAUGCUGGGGAAGCUGUUCGGGACGGGCGGCAAGGGCGCCGGCAAGGGCCCGACCCCGCAGGAGGCCAUCCAGCGGCUCCGCGACACCGAGGAGAUGCUCAGCAAGAAGCAGGAGUUCCUGGAGAAGAAGAUCGAGCAGGAGCUGGUGGCGGCCCGCAAGCACGGCACCAAGAACAAGCGGGCUGCUCUUCAAGCCCUAAAACGCAAGAAGAGGUACGAGAAGCAGCUUGCACAGAUAGAUGGCACGUUAUCAACAAUUGAAUUCCAGAGGGAAGCCCUUGAAAAUGCCAACACCAAUACUGAAGUGCUCAAGAAUAUGGGCUUGGCUGCUAAAGCUAUGAAAGCUGCUCAUGACAACAUGGAUAUUGAUAAAGUAGAUGAAUUGAUGCAGGAUAUUGCAGAACAACAGGAGCUGGCAGAUGAAAUUUCAACAGCUAUUUCAAAGCCUGUAGGAUUUGGGGAAGAUUUUGAUGAGGAUGAACUGAUGGCAGAAUUGGAGGAACUAGAACAGGAAGAAUUAGACAAAAACCUGCUGGAGAUCAGUGGUCCCGAGACAGUACCACUACCAAACGUGCCCUCAAUAGCAAUACCAUCAAAGCCAGGAAGUUUAACUCUGGCUGGCUUUUAAAAUGGCACAUAAGUCUUGUAACUGAAAACCACAUGUGGCAUAUUUGCUCUUCUAUGGGACCUAGUGCCUUGUGCAGUCCAGAGCAACAUGUCCAGGUGAAGCAGGACAUUAUGGGGUUACAUCAAGGUAUCUGCUCCUCACUCUUCACACUCUCUUUAUGCUACAGCCAAGAAGAAAGAAGAGGAGGAUGAUGAUGACAUGAAAGAGUUGGAAGCAUGGGCUGGAAACAUGUAACUACAACAGCAACGAUUUGGAAAAACAAAAUAGACUUUGGCCACCUGUUCUGGGUGCACAUGUAGUGUGAUGGGGACAAAACAUUCAGCAAAAUGUCUUUUAUCUCUUUAAUCUUAACCCAAAGCAGUGGGCACUGCAUCGCUGUACUCUGCAUAGCAUGGUCUGCACAAAGAAAACAAAGGGGGUCGGGGAAAGUUGCUUGCAGUUGAUGUUGAAUUUCUGUAAAAUAAAAUGUAUUUGCAAAAUCCAACGUUCAGCUUCUGGACUAUGCUAAUGCCACUGCUGAAUCUUCAUCUUCUAGAGUUUUGGGAGUAUUGAAUCUAAAUGACCUGAAAUGCAGCCUGUAAUUUUAAGUCAGUUGAAAGUGUGUCUAGAAGUCUUGUAAGGCAUUUAAAAAGGAAAAGUUAUAAGCCACCAUCGGCUUCUCAUGUUUAGGUAUAAGAAUGCAUUAGGUUUUUAGUUCUUUGCACUCUGUAUUUAUUUCUUUUGACUGUGUGAUCACCUUCUAUCACUGCACUGACCUAGUCACUGUUCCCAUUUUUAAUUAGUGAAACUGAUUUGAAAUUGAUAAACGCGACCUUGGAAGGAAGGGAGAUUUACACUUAAAACCCAGCUGUACAUUUUUUUUUCUAUGUAGCAGUGCAGUGUUCAUUGCUAUUUGUGAUAACUGAUAACCCAUUCAGAUACAUGCAUACAUCUAUUUUACUUAAGAAGCUAUGGUUUGCACUGUAUUAAAUAUCUUGAUUAAUUUUCA